Messenger RNA from Sclerotinia trifoliorum, 1197 nucleotides. Lineage: Eukaryota; Fungi; Ascomycota; Leotiomycetes; Helotiales; Sclerotiniaceae. The record is from the annotation of a GenBank genome assembly.
AAUAAAAAGAAAUAUUUUGUUUUGAUGGUUCGCACGUUCCUUUUUUUGAUCCGCUCAGUCACAUGCCCGUAACUUUUUAAAAGGUUAGAUUAGAUUAGAUUAGAUAAGUUCAAAAACUACCGCGCACCUUACUUAGCCUUUCGAGUUCGUUCCGCGAAUCCAUUUUACGUCGACACAGCAAAAUACAACCUCCGAAUUACCAACUAAAGAUGACUUCCAAUACUCCUGCGCAGGCUAUUCCUGCGCAAACUCUCGAUAGCUAUACAUUCCCAACAAAUCGUCUAAGACUCACUCAAAAUGAUCCUGAGAGGACUCCUCUAGUAUUGGUAGCCUGUGGAAGCUUUUCGCCUAUAACCUACCUUCACUUGCGAAUGAUGGAGAUGGCCGCCGAUUACUGCAAGUUUAACACGGAAUUUGAACUUCUUGCCGGAUAUUUUUCACCUGUAUCGAAUUUUUACAAGAAAGCCGGCCUGGCGAGUUCGGAACACCGGUAAGUCCAAAUCUCCCGAGCAUCUGCACCAUCGACUAAUGUUCGCAGAAUAAAUAUGUGCGAGUUGGCGGUACAAUCUUCAAAUUGGCUUAUGGUGGAUCCAUGGGAAGCCUUACAAACUGAAUAUACGCCGACUGCCCUUGUUCUUGACCAUGUCGAGCAUGAGAUAAACAAAGUUCUGGGUGGUGCUAUACGACCAGAUGGAUCUCGAGUGCCCGUUCGCAUUGCCUUACUAGCCGGAGCUGAUCUUAUCGAAACAAUGAGUAUACCGGGAGUUUGGAGUGAGGAGGAUCUUCAACAUAUCUUAGGACAAUACGGCACUUUCAUCGUCGAACGUACUGGCACGGAUGUUGAGGACGCACUUGCAAGUCUUGAACAAUAUAAGCGCAAUAUUUACGUCAUUCAACAGCUGGUAACAAACGAUAUCAGUAGCACAAAGAUUAGACUUUUCUUGAGGAAAGAGAUGAGCGUGCAAUAUUUGUUACCCGCUCCAGUUAUCGAGUACAUUGAGGAGCACCAUCUUUAUGAGGAGGAUGGUGCAUCAUCCAUCAAUGCAGGCAAAUCGAAGACAGCAGAAGGUUCAGGCCGAGGAUCACCUGCAGUGGGAGAUUCAAAGUUUAAGAAUUAAGAAGGAAAUAUUAAUCAUUUAAAAAUAUAUUAAAUAAAACUAAAUUGUAAAUAACAUCAAAUUUAAAAAAAAAAAUUUU